Molecule: messenger RNA, 4393 nt
Organism: Thrips palmi
Lineage: Eukaryota; Metazoa; Arthropoda; Insecta; Thysanoptera; Thripidae
Product: DNA mismatch repair protein Msh6-like
Exons: 23
Coding region: 161-4039 (1292 amino acids)
Biological process (GO): mismatch repair
Cellular component (GO): MutSalpha complex; nucleus
Molecular function (GO): ATP-dependent DNA damage sensor activity; mismatched DNA binding; ATP binding
Source: RefSeq, a predicted model, not a curated record
CAACCGUCCCUGCCAUCCCCACGGCGUGGGGUGGGGCUUUUCGCUCCGCUGUCGUGUCGGUACUUCUAGUGCAUUUGGCGCCAGAAGAGUAGUGCCGUCAACAACAAAAGCAGCCCACAACAGCGAUAGCAAGCGACAGUUGGAGACUGACAGCUUCACCAUGUCCGCCCAGAAAAACACCUUGUUCAAGUACUUUCCCAAAUCCCCGGCAGCAUCGGCGUCUCCCGGAGCAAAGGGUGCCAGCCCGGCCGCGGGCACUCCGAAAACAUCGAGACUAGCGGACUCGCCCUCCAAGACGCCCAAGCGGGCCCUGGACAGCGCGGCGCGUGCAGGCGCUCAGGACAGCCCCAAGAGCACCAAGUCUGAAUUUUCAGUCAGCGAUCUUGUGUGGGCCAAGCUUGAUUCAUACCCUUGGUGGCCAAGUCUUGUCUGCAAUGAUCCUGACUCCGAUAAAUAUCAACGAGGUGGAAGUAUUCACGUGCAAUUUUUUGAUAAUCCUCCUACAAGAUCCUGGGUGAAAUUGAAAAUGGUGGAGAAAUACGGUGGCGGCUCUGGGAAACCAUCGCCCGUUACACAUGUUAAAGAGUGGCAGAAGGCUUGUGAAGAAGCUGACAAGGCUCUUAAGAUGAGUAUCAGUGAAAGGCAGUCACUGAUUGUAAAUUUCUCAGAACUUGAUGAAGAUAAAGAAAAUGCUACUGAGGAAGACACUUCAAUGAGUACAACUGAUGGAAAUGACUCAAAGAAAGGACUAGCCUUUCAGCUGGACAGUGAAGAUUCUGGAGAUGAGUUCAAGCCAAAGGAUGAAGAAAUGGAAAGUGCGUCUGGGUCAGAAGAAUCAGAGGAUGAUAAUGCAUCUGAAGAGGAGACAUCUGACCCUGAGGAACCAGAUACUCCAUCCCCAGUCAAAUCUAAAAAACGCAAAAGACCUUCGACAUCAUCUCAUAAUGGCAAUGCAGCCAAAAAGCCAGUUGGUGCUAUGGGUCCUCCACAAACGCCUUCAGUGAAAAAAAAAUCACUGGCUGCUUUUAGUGCAUCAAAGAAUAGUCCUGCCAGAUCUGUCAUGGAAUCUAGUGAGGCAAAUAGUAAUUCUUCAGCUGGAGAAGGAGCAAGUAACUCAUGGGCUCAUCUUAAGUAUGAGUUUUUAAAGCCUGAGAAGAUUCGUGAUGCCAACAAGCACCGUCCUGAUCAUCCUGAUUAUAACCCACGAACCCUAUCUGUCCCUGAAGACUUCAAGAAAAAUCUGACACCAGCCAUGCGUCAAUGGUGGGAAAUGAAGUCGAAGCAUUAUGACUGUGUUUUGUUCUUUAAAGUUGGCAAAUUUUAUGAACUGUACCACAUGGAUGCUGUUAUUGGGUGCACUGAGCUGGAAUUAUCUUACAUGAAAGGAGACUUUGCUCACUCUGGCUUUCCUGAAAAGGCUUAUGGACGGUUUUCUGCAUCCCUUAUUGACAAAGGGUACAAAGUAGCACGAGUUGAACAGACAGAAACACCUGAGAUGAUGAAUGAGCGUGUCAAACACUUGUCUAGACCAACAAAGUUCGACAAAGUUGUGAAGCGGGAGAUAUGUGCAGUAACUUCCCGUGGAACACGGGUUUUCAGUGCUCAGGAUGGCGAACCAGUUGAUACUGGCAGUGCUAAUUAUCUUCUUGCAAUUUGUGAAGAGGACAUAGAUUCUCAAGUUUCCUAUGGAGUCUGUUUCAUUGACACUUCUAUCGGAACGUUCCAUUUGGGUCAAUUCACUGAUGACCGACACUGUUCUCGCUUGUUAAUGUUGCUUGCCCAUCAUCCUCCUGUACAUGUGUUGUAUGAACGUAAUAAUCUUUCUGAACGAACUCAGCAAUUGCUAAACAGUCAAUUGACUGCCGUUUUAAAGGAAACACUUGCUCCUGAACUUGAAUUUUGGUCUGCUUCCAAAACUUUAACUAAAUUAGCUGAGGGAAAUUACUUUAAUGAAGAGGGGCAGUCUCAUGAGUGGCCGGAGGCUCUUAAGAUGUUUAUUAGUGAUGUUGAUUCUUUGGGGUUAUCACCUGCUGAAGAAUAUCAACUUGCUGUCAGGUCCCUAGGGGCUAUCACUUGGUACCUUUCCUGUUGUCAUCUUGAUCAGCAACUUCUGAGCAUGCAACGCUUUGAGAACUACCUUCCUGUUGAUUCAUCUAAAGGUGCUAAACUCCCUGGACUCAGUGGCCGCCAUAUGAUUUUGGAUGGAGUGACAUUGAAAAACCUUGAUGUAUUAAAAAAUAAAGCUGGUGGCCUAGAGGGGACAUUACUGAAUUCUCUGGAUCAAUGUUGCACACCUUUUGGAAGACGCUUGCUUCAUCAGUGGAUCUGUGCUCCUCUCACUUAUACCAGUGGCAUUCUUUCAAGACAAGUUGCUAUAUCAGAACUUCUCAAGAACAGUCACAUAAUGGAGGAUGCCAGAGGAUUGUUGGCACAGUUACCAGACCUUGAAAGAUUGCUGAGCAAAAUCCACGCACAAGGAAAUGCUGUCAGAAGCAAAACCCAUCCUGAUAGUCGAGCUAUCUUUUAUGAAGACGAGAUUUACUCAAAGAAAAAGAUCAUGGAUUUUAUCGGUACUUUAGAGGGAUUCAAGAAAGCCCAUAAGAUUGCUGACUUGUUUGAAGAUGGAAAGGAUAAUUUAAAAUCAGACAUGCUGCUACAAGUCACCUGCACUCAAGCAGUUGUUCCAAAUGGCACAUUCCCUGAUCUAGAAGAACCUCUUCGCUUUUUUGAGAAUGCUUUUGAUCAUGAUGAAGCUCAGAAGGAAGGUCGCAUCAUUCCAAGUACUGGGGUGGACCCAGACUAUGAUAGUGCAGUUUCUGAUUAUGAUAAUGUUAAAAAGGAAUUGGAUGCUUAUCUUAAGGCCCAGUGCUCUUACUUUGGGUGCAAGGUUGUUUAUUUUGGUUCAGACAAGAAUCGUUUUCAGCUGGAGGUACCAGAGCAUGCUGCUAAAAAAGCUGGCAACAAAUAUGAGCUUAAAUCUCAGAAGAAAGGGUUCAAGCGAUUUUGGACACCUGAGACAAAGGAUUUACUUGCUCGAAUGAUGCAAGCAGAAGAAGCCAAGACAUCUGUUCUAAAGGAUUUAAACAGAAGAAUAUUUGCCCAAUUCAGUUCUAGGUUCGAGAUUUGGAACACUGCUGUUAAAAACUUGGCAGUUUUAGAUGUGCUGCUUUCCCUUGCUGAGUAUGCACGGAAAGAAGAAGGAGAGAUUUGUGUGCCUGUAAUAGCAGAGCCCUCAAAGACUGAGAAGCCAUUUGUUUGUUUGAAAGAUGGGAGACAUCCUUGUUUGUCUGGAGAAACUCUCGACAGUUAUGUUCCUAAUGAUACUGUGAUUGGAGCCGAUGGAAUUGCAAGUGUUGUUUUAGUAACAGGCCCCAACAUGGGAGGAAAGUCUACACUGAUGCGACAAGCAGGUCUUCUCCUUAUUAUGGCUCAUAUGGGCUGUCACAUUCCUGCUCGGGAAUGUGAGUUUUCACCUGUUGAUCGCAUAUUUACUCGCCUGGGAGCCAAUGAUGACAUUAUGGCUGGUGAAAGUACAUUCUUUGUGGAGCUCAGUGAAACAUCUGCCAUUCUUCAUCAUGCCACCAAACACUCGCUUGUUCUUGUUGAUGAGUUGGGACGUGGUACAUCUACAUAUGAUGGAACUGCUAUUGCUGCUGCUGUUGUGAAAGAAUUGGCAUCUCUCAGUGCAAGAACCCUCUUCUCAACUCACUACCACACUUUGGUUGAUGAAUUCAAAAAUUCUGACCAGGUUACUCUUGGGCACAUGGCUUGUAUGGUUGAGGAUGACAAUGAAGAAGGGGGUGGAGAGGAGACUGUGACAUUCCUGUACAAAUUCUCUGCUGGAGCUUGUCCCAAAUCAUACGGGUUCAAUGCAGCUCGUUUGGCUGGUGUGCCUGCGCACAUCACGCGCGUGGGCAGGACCAAAGCGGCUCAGCUCGAAAAGGAAUGUGAGAGACGAAGAAUUUUCAGGGCGCUGUGUGGCCUAUCAGGCAAAUCAUUACCUCAAUCAGAAAUUAAGUCUUUACUCUCAGUUGUUUAGUUAUGGUACACACACUUGUGAUCAAAUAGAACUCACACAUCCAUUCUUUUGAAACUGUUACUUUCAACAUCACAAUGAUUCUAUUGUUAAUUACUGUUGUGCUGCUGAAAGUGAGAAUUUUGUUGUAGUUAAGAUAUUAGGAUCCAGUCAGUUCCCCUUGUGAUAACAGUAUUGUUCCCUUUAUUUUGCUUUUUGACUUGAUUAGGUAAUAAAUUACUUGUAAACAUUAGUUGGUUUUACUUGGUGGGCAAACUUCAUCACUGAAAUUUUUCAACUCUGUAAGUUUCUGGUCAUUAGGUUUGGACUUGUUGUAGACUUCCUUGCUCAAUAAAGUAAAUCACAAUCUUAUGUUUA